Messenger RNA from Trypanosoma conorhini, 1137 nucleotides. RefSeq lists its product as uncharacterized. The record is from RefSeq and is a predicted model, not a curated record. Bases 1 to 1137 code for a protein of 378 amino acids. Lineage: Eukaryota; Euglenozoa; Kinetoplastea; Trypanosomatida; Trypanosomatidae. The transcript has a single exon.
AUGUUGAUGCCGCCAUCGUCGCAGUCGAUGGUUGCACCUGGAAUGCCUACGGAGGGACCAUAUUUCGACAGACGCCAAAUGCAUGGGUUUUCGACACCCUCAAUGCCUCCACCUCCGCCUCCCCCACAAACCCAAACUCCUCUUCCAUGGCCUUCGCAAGAGAUGAUGAAUCCGCCGCCAGCUACGACUGCAAUUCCGGCGAAGGAACCACCGCGCUACAACAAGCCCAAUGGUAGAGUGGUGCCGUUACAGGCAUCAUACUAUUAUGCUCCAAACUCGCAAAGUGGCAUGCAAGGAAAAUACCGCUUGCACAGUCACCAGUCAUCCUUUUCCAAGGAGAAGGAUGAAAGUCUGCGGCGCGCGGAAGACGCCCAGUGCGAACGCAAAAGUGAGAAAAGCGACUUUACAGAUAGAGCAAAUCUUACUCUUCAUGACCGGCAGUAUAGCAUGGAGAGCAAUUUUUCAGCUCAAGGACACGAAAAGCAUUAUCCAUUACGCCAGCAACAGGACCUAGGGUCACCCACCUGGAGGGAGCAUAAGAGUCACGUCUCCGCGCAACACCGUCAGUGUGUGAAUCUUCUCGUGCAAGUCAUCGGGGCGUUGCUGGAGCGCGUCACAGCGGCAAAGUCUGCCGUCCGUGAACCCAAGCCUAUUUCUAUCAAGGGAGCCAUUGGCGACCCUUCUCUUUGUCCACGCGCCGACGAAGUCCACAGGCACACGGAGGCGCAGCAGGACGAAGACGCAUCCAUACUAAAAGGACAACUGACCGAACUGCAGGAUGUCUUUGCUAGUUUGCAGGAGGAGGGAGCCGCAAUGGAGCCAAAUCGCCGUCGGCUAGUAGAUGCUAUUAUGGCGUUUCCCCAGUUGACUCCACUGUCAGCGGCAGGGUUUAGCAGCCUGGAGGAGUCGACAUCGUCUUGCUCAGACAGCAAGGUUUUUGCCGAUGAUAAACUCACCAUUUCUCGCGACGUGGCGGCGGAGGUUAAGGCUCUCAUGAAGGCGUUGGAUUUUGAAACCACUCGACCAAUUACUCUGAAGCUUGUGGCGCCGCCUUCCUCCUCUUCCCCUUCCUCCAUUCGCGCGUUGUCCCCCGCAGAGGUCAAGAAAAAGAACCCUACGCCCUCUCCUUCUGAGUAG